Messenger RNA from Malassezia pachydermatis, 1203 nucleotides. RefSeq names its product ketol-acid reductoisomerase. The record is from RefSeq and is a predicted model, not a curated record. Lineage: Eukaryota; Fungi; Basidiomycota; Malasseziomycetes; Malasseziales; Malasseziaceae. Gene Ontology annotation, molecular function: ketol-acid reductoisomerase activity. Gene Ontology annotation, cellular component: mitochondrion. The transcript has a single exon. Gene Ontology annotation, biological process: L-valine biosynthetic process. Bases 1 to 1203 code for a protein of 400 amino acids.
AUGAGCACUCUUUCGCGUACUCUCCCUCGCUCUGUGUCGCGCGCUUCGGCGUCGCUCCGUGUGCCUGCGCGCACGAUGACUGUGCUGGCCUCGCGUGCUGCACGUGUUGGUGCGGCUGCCCCGCGAGCGGCGGCUGUGCCGGCGCAGGUGCGUGGCAUGAAGACGAUCGACUUUGCCGGCACGCCGGAGAAGGUGUACGAGCGUGAGGACUGGCCGCUCGAGAAGCUGCACGAGUACUUCAAGAAUGACACGUUUGCGCUGCUGGGCUACGGCUCGCAGGGUCACGGCCAGGGUCUGAACCUGCGUGACAAUGGCCUGAACGUCAUUGUCGGUGUGCGCAAGGACGGUGAGUCGUGGCGCCAGGCCAUUGAGGAUGGCUGGGUGCCCGGCAAGAACCUGUUUUCGAUUGAGGAGGCGGCGACCAAGGGCACCAUCCUCAUGAACCUGCUCUCGGACGCUGCGCAGACCUCGACGUGGCCGGAGCUGAAGCAGUACGUGACGAAGGGCAAGACCCUCUACUUCUCGCACGGUUUCUCGAUCGUGUACAAGGACCAGACGGACGUCGUGCCGCCGAACGACGUGGACGUGAUUCUGUGUGCCCCGAAGGGCUCGGGUCGUACUGUGCGCACCCUCUUCAAGGAGGGCCGCGGUAUCAACUCGUCCGUCGCUGUGUUCCAGGACGUGACCGGGAAGGCGCUCGAGAAGGCCGUGGCGAUCGGUAUUGCCGUCGGCUCGGGCUACAUCUACGAGACGACCUUCCAGAAGGAGGUGUUCUCGGACCUAUACGGUGAGCGUGGCUGCCUCAUGGGUGGUAUCCAGGGUAUGUUCAAGGCGCAGUACGAUGUGCUGCGUGCCAACGGCCACUCGCCGUCGGAGGCGUUCAACGAGACGUGUGAGGAGGCGCUUGAGUCGCUCUACCCGCUUAUUGCGCAGAACGGUAUGGACUACAUGUACAAGGCGUGCUCGACCACCGCCCGCCGUGGUGCGCUCGACUGGGCGCCCGAGUUCGAGGCGGCGUGCAAGCCGGUGUUUGAGCGUCUCUACGAGAGCGUGAAGAACGGCUCGGAGACCCGCCGUGCGCUCGAGUUCGGCUCGCGCAAGACCUACCGCCAGGACUUUGACAAGGAGACCGAUGCGAUUGCCGACCAGGAGAUGUGGCGCGUGGGCCACGUCGUCCGUGCCCUCCGCCCGAACCGCAAGUAA